Cercospora beticola is the source of this 1761-nucleotide messenger RNA. RefSeq lists its product as uncharacterized. The record is from RefSeq and is a predicted model, not a curated record. Lineage: Eukaryota; Fungi; Ascomycota; Dothideomycetes; Mycosphaerellales; Mycosphaerellaceae.
AUGGUCCAGAACAAGCAUUUGUUCAAAAACAUUAUGGAAACGUUCGGGCUGGACCCGAACGAAGCCAGAACCUUUUUCCUUGACGAGAACGACACGACUGCUUUUGACGCGAACGAAAUUGUGGAGCUCAAUUCAGACGAUGAUCACGACACCUGGGAUGGACGAGCUGACGCUUUCAAGCAGCAUCACACGAUUGACAUACAGUAUCCAUCUCUCGAUCUCUUGCUUGAACCAAACGAAGAGUUCUUGCUGAACAAGCCACAGAAUGCACACCGACGCUAUGCGCCUUUUCCUCUCAUACGAGAUGGUGAGAUUCAGAGAAUAGCCGCUCGUGAUGGUCUUGCUGACAAUGCUUUUUACUCUGUUUACAGAUGCCACCAGCAAGAGCCUGAUAUCAGCACCCGGCAAUUGACUGGCAAAGAUGUCUUCGCUGACUUGGAAGAGGCGAUAGAAUUUCACGGGCUUACACAUCUCAGUGCUGUGGUGUUUCGGAAUACUCAGCGACCAGACCUGGGACCACUUAUCCGGAUUCGUCGCUCAACUCGUUUUCGCUGGAAGGAUGUUGUUGAUUACAACGAAUGUACUUACGACCUAUCGAUGAGAGAAUUCAUGGCUGCCAGGGGCAGACCAGCGUGGUACCGAGAUCUGGUUCACCUCAUUGGCAUCGAGAGCGAUAGGGCAGCACGUUUCAUCGCGCUCAUGCUGGUUCGUUUCAAGCAAACUGGCAGGCCUCGCGAAGAUCUGUUCGAAGUCUAUCCAAAGUUCUUGAAGAGCUUUGAGCGCAAGCCCAGGUGGCUCGAAGACUACGAAGAGUUCCUAGCGCAUCGCGUUGUGCCUUACAAGAGCUCCAUCAUGCAACGAACUCCCAAGUGUAUGCACUGCAAGAAUGACUGCAGCAAAGGAGUAUCUCUGCCUUGCUCGGCUAAGCAUGUCAUACAUUGGGAUUGCUUGAUGGACGUCUGCGAUCACGUCGAAGCAGACAAACUUGGCUGCGGUAUAUGUCAUGAAGGUGUUUUUCAAGACCCAGAAGAUGUCAACAAGCUGAAGUACAACAUCCACGAAGAUGGCAUCUUCUACAUUGACGACCGCUACACUCGUUGGGAGAACUUUGAGAAAUCGUGUUCCGACCUCGACAGUACGCGGGCGGCCACCAACGAAACCCACAUUACUAUCAGUCGCGACUUCAUGAUUGAUCUUUGGCAGAAAUUUGUCGACGCUGGUGUUGAGGCGUCCAUACCAGAGCACUUACACCACGACAGAUCAGAUGAAUAUGUGUUGCUAGAGUGGGAGAUUGAUAGUCAGCUGACCAGUCUUGAGGGCGUGAGAACGGCUAUCUGGAUGUUCGAACGUUGGAUCAAACGACGAGUCUUCAUCCGCUUCCGCCGUGAGUUCCUCAAGGCUGGGCUUGGUAGCUCGUUAUCGCCUAGCGAGCAGAGCAACAUGAGACGGCACGACUUUAUGAGGAAGAUCUUGCGAAAAGCUUGGUACGAUACCUAUCUCAGGAAUCUGAAUCGCAUGCUGCAGUUCCUGUCGCUCAGAGUUUGCGAGUGCGCUGGCCAUAGCAAAGUGUAUCAUACCCAUGGUGGCAGAGAGUAUUACAGCAGGGAUGCAGUAGAGAAGGAGCAGGCCAACAUCACGCCUGCCCGCCAGGCGAUUUAUCAGUGGCAGGAAACCCCGCAGGCCAUGGAGAUGAUGCGAGAAUUCAAGCGGGAACUCAGAAGAGGUGAUGUAGAAGCUGGACGGUACAUCAAUGGUUCGUGA